This is a messenger RNA of Pararge aegeria (speckled wood butterfly), 2542 nucleotides long. Its product is annotated as leptin receptor gene-related protein. Gene Ontology annotation, biological process: late endosome to vacuole transport via multivesicular body sorting pathway. Gene Ontology annotation, cellular component: endosome. The record is from RefSeq and is a predicted model, not a curated record. The transcript is spliced from 4 exons. Bases 106 to 498 code for a protein of 130 amino acids. NCBI's taxonomy places the organism in Eukaryota, Metazoa, Arthropoda, Insecta, Lepidoptera, Nymphalidae.
AGUUCUCUGCUUGUGACUUUUCUAAAAUUCUGAAAGUUUUUCUAAUAUUACGGAUUUUUUAUGUAUUAGUUUUAAGACAAAAUAUAGAUUACUUAUAUUGAAACAAUGGCUGGAAUUAAAGGUUUGGUGUCCCUGGCCUUUGCUGGAUCUAUUGGAAUGACAUUUGUUAUACUAGCAUGUGCCUUGCCACAGUAUAAGUUAUGGUGGCCGUUCUUUGUAGUCCUCUUCUACAUCCUUUGCCCAAUUCCGACCAUGAUCGCUCGACGUCACACCGACAGUGCAGGCGGAACAAACUCACCCUGUAUGGAGGCAGCCAUCUUUAUAACCAUGGGCAUACUUGUUAGCUCAUUUGCUCUGCCCAUUGUGCUUGCGAGAGCUUCUGUGAUCCUGUGGGGUGCCUGCUAUUUAACACUAGCAGGUAACGUUAUCGUAUACCUUACCGUUCUCGGAUUCUUUACAAUCUUUGACAUGGACGACUCCGAUUAUGCGAUGUGGUGAGAGAUCUAAAAUGUCUUUGUUAUAGACAAAAUUAUACACAGAGACGAUAGUAAAACAGAUUUUUUGUAUUAUAAGAAAUGUGGCUAUACCUAUUGUUUACCCAUAUGUAAUAAUUUAAGUCUGAUAAUGAUACUGAUAUUAAUCUAAAUAAAAUUGAGUUUAUAUUGUUUAAGUCAUUAAUGAUUUUUUGUAUUAUCUGUUGCUGUAUCUCCCUUUAUAGUUAAUAUUGUCUUUGGUUGGUUGUACGGUUGUUCUAUUUAAUUUGCAGGUUAACCUACUUAAUUAAGUAUUUUAAAGAAAAUUGUAUUUAACAUUAUAAAAAUAGCAUGUGUAUUUUUUUACGAAUUAGCGAAUUAAUCCUCAUGCCUAACCUUUAAUAAUUACGAUAUGAAUGUUUUUAAUUAAUACAAAACAGUUUAAAUACAUAGAUAAAUAAAUUUAUUUUUUGUUAUAUUUCCUUGUUUGCUUAGUUAGUUUAAAAGGAAAAUUAUAAAUACAUGUAUGUAAUAUUCAUUUUACAGAAGCCUUUAAGGUGAGUUUGUAUAGAUGAAGGAUUAUGUACAAGGUAGGAAAAACUUUGUCUGUUGCAUUAUGCGGUCACCAAAAUAUAAACUCAAAAAUAUCUUAAAAUAUUAUUGGUAUGUAAUUUUUUUUUACAUAUAAAUGACCUCAUCCGAGUAUAUCCCGAUUUUUUUUACAAAAAGAAUUAUAAAAUAGAGUCAGUCACGUAGAAGAUCAAGAGCAAUUAUAUGCAUAGUUGGCUGGAUUGUGGCGGUUAAAGAAAAAGUAAAAAAAAAUUAAGUUUUAUUUUACAUUAUAGCUACAUAACGCUAGUUAAUAUGAUUUCAGUACUAAUUAGAUCCUUUGUUUAGCUUCAAUGCAUGCAUGUAAUAGAUAAUUAUUUAUAUGGUUGGUUUUCGCAUUGAACCCACUUAAGAGGUUCCAUCAUCACCAUAAUUAAUCAUGGAUUCACCCGGAAAAACAAUUUUUUGACUCUUGACUAUGCUCCUGUCGGAACCAACACUUAUCAACACAAGUAUUUUGAAGCCAUUUUUAAAAUUCCCCAAUGAGAGAUAACCCCACUCCCAAAUGGGCGUAAUCAGCUAUUUAAUAAAAUGAAAAAAAAAAUAAUAAAAUUCAAUUAAUUUGUUAAUUUGAUUCGUAUAAAUUAUGUAGGUAUCUUAUCGUAACGUUAUUAAAAAAUGUUUAUUGAAAGAACUUUAAGAUUAGAAAUUAUAUUACUUUAAUAUUAUAUAACAAAAGUUAACAGUGGGUAGAAAUGUUACGUAGGUUGUCCACGCCGACUGCAGCGAUUCAGUAGCGAUACAAACUCAAAACGGCUUUGCAUCAAUGUUCAAUACUGUCAGGAUACUGAACACAACACUGAUACAUACGUGAUGCAGCAUGUAUACAACGUGUUCUGAAGGAUACAGUCGAGCUGAUGAUAUAGGCUACUUUUUCUGGCCCUUUUGAAGCUGAAAUUCGCCUUUUUUAUUAGGUAACACGGUACCAUAUUUAUCCAUAUCCCUUUUUUCUGGUGUGAGGCUUCGGCCGUCGCUAGUUUCCACCCUACUGACAAAGAUGUGCCGCUGAGUGAUUUAGCGUUCCGGUACGAUGUCGCGUUGAAAUUGAUUAUUAGCCUGCCACCACCUUAGUCUGGAUUAUAGCUUAGCACCAGCCGAGACAGCAGUCAGAGCCUACUUUUAGUUGAAAAGAAGACCCCAAUAUCGCCUGGAACAGAUGAACAAUAAAUUCGAUGCUAUUGUAUCGUUCGCGAGUUGCAAAUGCGACAAAAACGGCUCAGAAUCGCUGCUACAAGUUGCCUUGGGGUAACCUCUAGCAUUAUAAGAUUUCAUUUUUAUUACAUUUCGAUUUCGAUUAUCUUUAGUAAAAAACUUCAUACUUCUUCAGUAAAAUCUUUCCUUUUUUUAUGUAAUAACCUGCACCCAGAUACAUUUUUUUUUAAUUUUACAUUCCUGUUAUGUAUAUUAUGUAAAUAUAGUAUUAGAAUCGGGUCACAAUAUAAAUGUUACUACCUGCUUUA